GCAGGCGGUGAUAGUUGGGAGGCUCUGUGAUGUUGUCCGCUCCUAUUUUCCGGUGGGAAAUGAAGUCGGAGGUCUGGGCUUGCCACCCCUCGCUCCUCCGCAGCAGCUCCGGCGUCGACGCGGGCAGCUCUGACGACCGCCGCCCCCAGUGGCUCAGGCUUGUGGGGUCAGGCCGCCAGCUCGCGGGCGCCUCCCCUGCGGGGGGGCCGCGCCUGGUUGUGGCCUGCGGCGCCCUCCUUGCCCUCGCCCGCCAGGCCGCGCUUCGUCCGCCGGCAGGCCGCCAACGCCGCCCCGGGGGGCCACGAUGGGGGGGGGAUGGGCAUAGGGCGGUUCAACCGUUGCCCCUCACGCCCCCGCCCCCCACGUCGGAGGCGCCGCUCGGCCGAUGGCGUCCUGCGCGGCGCGCGCGCAGAUGGCCGCUCGCCUGGGCCGCCGGCCAGGAGGACGCGUCCCGAGCUGGCGGGCGCAGCGCGGGGCGGUUGCCACCGCCUGGGCUCCGCCGAGGGCGCCCGCCGGCCUGCGUGGGCCCCUGUGGCACGCGGCGGUUGGCCUUCCUCUCCCUCCCGCCGCACCUGGACCUGCUCUCCGGCCAGACGCGGCCUGGCUCGUGGCCUGCAGGGCCCUGGCCGCGCAGCGGCGGGUGGACCCAGACAAGCCCAAGCGGCCCGUUUCCGCGUACAUGCGAUUCCUGAGUGACUUCCGGUCGCAGAAGUCUGCCGACCUCGGCGGGAAGGACCUUUUGAAGGCGGCGGGGGCCGAGUGGAAGGCGCUGCCCGCGGAGCGCAGGAAGCCCUACGAGGCCGCCUACGAGAAGGAGGCGGUGGCGUACAGGAGUGCUUACGAUCAGUACGUGUCUUCAGGGAAGAAGGACGCGUUCAAGCGAGAUCCAGACAAGCCCAAGAGACCACUCACAGGUUUCCUGCGGUUUGUAGCUGAGAAGAGGGAGCAAAACAAAGACGUGAAGGCGACGGUCCUAACGAAGGAGGCGAGUGACUCGUGGAAGGGUAUGUCGGAGGCGCAGCGGAAGCCAUACAACGAGGCGUACGAGCUGGACAAGGCACGAUACGCAGAGAAAAUGAAGGCAUACGCUGCAUCUGGAAAAGAGGAGGAGAGUGGAAGGCCAAAGUCGGCAUCAAGACCCUGUCGGAGAAGCUCGAGGAGAGGAAGGCCGCCAGGGAGGCCGCGGCGCUCAAGAGGAAGGCCGAGGUAGAAAAGAAGAAGGCGGCCGCCCAGAAGAAGAAGGACGCGCUAAAGGCCAAGAAGGCCGCUGCCGCGGAGAAGAAGGCCGCACAGAAGGCGGCCGCGGCGGACAAGAAAAAGGCCAAGGCUGCCAAGCUCAAGGCUAAGGCGGCGGAGACCCAGGCCAAGAAGAAGAAGGCCCAGGCGGCCAAGGCAACGAAGGAGAAUAAGGUUGCGAGCACAGCGAAGGCCAAGUGAGGCAGCCCUCCUGCUGCUCUUCCUCCUCCCCCCCUCUUUCCCUUAGAGUCGACUCCCUGCUGCCUCUCGUGCAGCGCGAUCUGUCCAGGGUCCCGGAUUUCGGGGCCGGUCCGACCGUCGCGGUGAGGACGCCCCAGGAGGCGCCACAAAAA
Molecule: messenger RNA, 1589 nt
Organism: Prorocentrum cordatum
Lineage: Eukaryota; Dinophyceae; Prorocentrales; Prorocentraceae
Source: the annotation of a GenBank genome assembly